UACAGACGAACCAUUAUUUAAAGACCAAACAACUUAAUUAAACAGUCCAUUUACUAACACAUUAUGCUACUGAUCCUUGUGACGCAUUUUCUUUGCCUUAGCUUGUAAACAAACACCUGCAGAUUCGGUCCUCUUCUCAAAAUGAGCUCAUUUCUCUUUAAAGCAUUGAACAUUUAGUUAGAAAAAAAAUCUGCAGGCUUCUUUGACUGGCUGGGCAUUAUACUAGAGUCAUGGGGAGAAAUGGCAAAUUAAAUCAGGUGUAGGCAGGGGAAACCGAAGUAGGAUUUUGUGUACAAGGGAGGCUGUGGGACUUAUAUCUGGCACUCAGUGGUGCCAAGACUCUCACCAUUAGGUGCCCCGUGCGAUAUGUGAUUCUGAUCGGUGUGUGUGCAUGGCACUGAUGGACUUUGUUGUAUAGUUCUGUCAGUUUCAGUUAGGUUAAGUGAAGGAAGCCACUUAGAGGAGAAGCAAUGACAGCUUAAAUCAUCAUGGGUAACCUGCUGGCUGGUGUUUGGGGCUCUGAGAGUGUUGGUUCAGGGGGCAGCAAGCGGAAGGUGGAAGAGGUGCUGGGAGAGGAUGAGGAUUUACUGGAUCUGCAUUCUGUGCUGCACACACCAAAGAAGCGAAAGUUUAACUCCACCUCCAAAUAUAUUUAUAAGACCUUGUUUGAGGAAGGUCGGGUCGAUGUGACUGUAGUGGCACUAGGCACAGAAUGGCACCUCCACAAGGUUUACCUUUGCCAGAGUCCAUACUUCAGCAGCAUGUUCUCAGGCAACUGGUCUGAAACAAAUCAGUCUCAAAUCAAUAUUGAAAUUCUCGAUGACAACAUUAACAUUGACGCUCUUCACUUGGCUUUGGGUCAGUUUUACAAGGAUGAUAUUGAGGUUGAGGCAGCCCAGGUCAUUCCUUUGUUGGCUACUGCCCUUCUUUUGCAAAUGGAUCCUCUCAUUGAACAAUGCACUGGCAUCAUGCUGGAAACUAUCAAUUUACAGACAGUGCUACAAUACCACGAGGCUGCACGAAGGUAUGGUGUGGUGGAGGUGGAGAAAGCUUGUAAGCAGUGGCUCCUACACAACCUGCUCACACAGGUGACUGAGCAUCCAAGCACUCUGCGCCACAUUCCUCCAGACUUGAUGGAUGAGUUGCUUUCUUCAGCACAUCUUUAUGUCAUGCAGACAGAAUUCAGCAUUUAUGUAAUGCUCAAGGCAUGGGUGUUCCUGAAGCUAAAUCCAUCCUGGGAAGGUUCACAUGAAGUGGCAUUUUUGGAGGCUCACAAGUUCUUCAGGAACAGAACUGAACCCGGUUGGUUCUUGGAGGCAGAAGGAAGAGAGUUCAGCACAGUUUUUACAGCUUUGCGUAUUGUAUACCUCAUCUAUCAUCAUUUGGAUGUGGAAAUGCUCUAUUCUGACCGUAUUCUGCCUCCAUCGUGGCUCACUCCAGCCAGCAUGCACCAGUGGUAUAACAUGCUAAGAAUUGAUCAAGGAAAAGAUAGAGGCCCAAGUGAAAUUCCAGAGGAGGAGUUUGAUAAGUCCUGCACACGAUGUGGCAGAGUGUUGGCCAACUCUGGACAGCAUAUCUGGAGGUGGACUGGAUACAACUUUGGACUGGAUUUGGUCAUGACUCAUGAUGGAUCAGUUUUAACUCUCAAGAGAAACCACAGAUCAGAGUACAGUGCUCAGCCUCCAAGACGCUACAUCAUGUAUAGAGUGACAGUGGCCUCUUUAAAUGAACAGAAGCAAGUAGUGUAUACCCAGACCACUGGAGUGCAGUCUGCCUCACUAGUCAAGAAUGAGGAGAUACGUGUGAUGCUGCUUGACUCCGAGGUUAAAUACCCCCUUCUUUUGAGUGCAAAUUUCCUCAUCACAACAAACCAACCUCUUCUGGCUGCUGGUGGAGACAAAACCAGUUCUGUUGCUCCAUCACUCCCUGGACCAGGAGCAUUUAAUGAUUCUUGCUUGCAGAGAAUAGCACAGUAAUGGAAUAGUUUGUCAUUCAUGCAUUUAAGUUCAUCUAGAGUAAGAGGUAGAUUUUUAUAAAGACUUUUUGGUCAUUACAAAUAUUAUACUUGUGCCAAACUUUUCAACUUUUCACAAAUUUUGCAGUUUAAAAGUCUGAAAUUCUUCUUGUUGAAAAGUCACAUUAAUGCUAAACACACACUAGAGCUCUUCAUGUCCAUAUCUCUUUAGUGAAAAGACCCCUUGCAUUUGGUUGAAAAAAUGUAAAAUAUGUAGAGAAUGCUAGCCAAACUACUUAGUGACAGUUACACAAUUAUAUACAUCUGUAAUUCAAAUAGGAAGGGAAUAAUGGAAGAGUAAGUGUCAGAAAAUAACAGAGGCAUAAAUAGUAAAAGAAAUUAAUUGUAUUUGAGAAUAUCAUCACUUUUCUUUUAAUGUGGAAAACUUAAUUAUAUAUAUAUAUAUAUAUAUAUAUAUAUAUAUAUAUAUAUAUAUAUAUAUAUAUAUAUAUAUAUACACACUGUAUAUGAAUGCAGCUAUAAGCUAAAAAUAAAUAUAGAUACAGAGCCAUAAUAAAAUGAGCAAAGCUCAGCUCCUAUAUAUGUAUUACACAAUUUAUGUACUAUCAAAUACUUAUUUUGAAUUUACAAAGAAUUUAUCAUUUAAAAAAUUAUGUUUGAAGAAAAAGUGUGCAAAUGUAAACUAAAAAUUAUUCAAUUUUUAACAAAUGAAGAUUUAUUUUUG
Portunus trituberculatus (swimming crab) is the source of this 2699-nucleotide messenger RNA. Its product is annotated as protein germ cell-less-like. The record is from RefSeq and is a predicted model, not a curated record. Gene Ontology annotation, molecular function: protein binding. Lineage: Eukaryota; Metazoa; Arthropoda; Malacostraca; Decapoda; Portunidae. Gene Ontology annotation, biological process: germ cell development.